UCCACGCCUCCGCUGGAUCUUAUUCCAUGACGGUGUGAUCGACGAAGCGUACAAGAAGGCCAAGGUUCAGCAGAGUACCACGUGCAGGGCACUGGUAUCGAGGUUGGAGCACACGGUGAUGGGUGAGUAUAGCGGCGGCAGGAGGUCGUACCGGACCCACGCCUGGAUCGGCGACCGGUACUGCGAGAUCUCAAUCGAACUCGGGGAAAAGGUGAAGGGGAAAGAAAUGUGGAUGUCGGUGGAGAUCGAUGGCAAGCGGCUCUUGUUCGUGAGGCGUCUUCGGUGGAAGUUCCGGGGGAACAAGAGAUUAGAGCUCGACGGAGGCUGGAUUCAUUUCUCCUGGGAUCUCCACAACUCGUUCUUCCAAUCUAAGGACUGUAAACCGAUACCGAAAUCUAACUACUCCUCUUUGGCUUCGUCGACCUCGUCAGCUAGCACUUGGUCGGUGAUGGAAUGGGCGAGCCUAGAGGAAGUGGAGCUGUGGCGAGUGCAGGGCUUCUCCCUACUUGUCUACGCCUGGAAGAAUUGAUCCACUGGAGAACAAUUUGGGGUUUCUCUUCAAAAAGAUGAAAAAAAGAAAACAAGGUCAAUAAGUUCAGAUUUGUGGAUCCACAAAUCCUUCCAGUAAUGCCAUAUGUAUCCAAAGUUGACAAAAAUGAAAAGACUGAAUACUUGAAUAGCUGGGCAAGUGUUUUAGCUGAUAGGCUGAGUGGUGCAACAAAAAAUCAACUAGUUUUGGCACCUCACAAUGUUGGUUGUAAUUGGAUUUUGACUGUCAUCGACCCUUAUGUGGAGAUGGUUUAUUUGUUCGAUUCAUUUAAUCAUCGCAAUCGUUAUGAGGGUUGGAAAUAUGUAGUGGAUAUGAGCUUGAAAUUGUUCAAUUCGAACAAGCAAAGGAAAAGGAAAAAGAAGCCUAUGUGGGAAGUCACAAAGGUUUUAUGUGAUGAAAUUUAUGAGAGAAAUUAUUGAAGGAAAUGCUACUGGCGAGAAGGAUUCACUUAGCUCAAUGUUCAUGAAAACAAUUUACUCCAACGAAGAAAUUGACGAAGUGUGAUCCGAAUGGGCAGAUUGCGUACUAGACUAUAUUCAUUACUAGGUAUAAAUUGCUAGACUUCAAAAGAUGGUUGAACACUUUGUUUGUGACUCCAUGACUUAUUAAUUUUGAUUCCUUAGUGCCAAUAAUUUGUUUGUUCACAGCUAGCUAUCUCCUUUGUUGAAUACUUCAUUCUUGCAUUUCUACCAUGAGCAGAAUUAGCUGACAUUUCUUUUAUUUAUUGCCUCUCUUUGUUCUCAUCUUUUGCUUUGAUAUGUCAAUACCUAAUAUACAUCCAUGUGUUAUCUUGCUGAUUAAACAUUUUGUGAAUUUAGUUAUAGGUAAAGUCGUGGUGUCCUUAUAAUUUUGUUUGGCAACCAUGUGUUAUCUAUGGUCAGGACUUCCACUUCCUUUUCCUAAAAAAUGAUUGUCAAACAUGCAUCGAACAGUGUUUCUUGGUAUGUUUCCUUGUGGUCCAAAAUUAAUAAUGGUUGGGUUGUGUGAGUAGCUUAUUUAGUUGUUUCCGAAUUAUGCAAGGAUUGACAAUGUGGAAGUUAUCUCUUUGUGAAUUGUUAGAUGAUGACCUUUUGUAUCUUAUGAGUUGCUCUACAAAUUUCUUGUUUGUUCUCUCCUUAUGGUUUUCAUCUAUAUGCCAUGACUCAAAUCUUGUUUUUCCUCCUAUUUCACAGUCU
Molecule: messenger RNA, 1725 nt
Organism: Zingiber officinale
Lineage: Eukaryota; Viridiplantae; Streptophyta; Magnoliopsida; Zingiberales; Zingiberaceae
Exons: 7
Coding region: 119-529 (136 amino acids)
Source: RefSeq, a predicted model, not a curated record